This is a messenger RNA of Dacryopinax primogenitus, 876 nucleotides long. RefSeq lists its product as uncharacterized. Lineage: Eukaryota; Fungi; Basidiomycota; Dacrymycetes; Dacrymycetales; Dacrymycetaceae. Gene Ontology annotation, biological process: regulation of transcription by RNA polymerase II. Gene Ontology annotation, cellular component: NuA4 histone acetyltransferase complex; nucleus. Bases 26 to 724 code for a protein of 232 amino acids. The transcript has 4 exons. The record is from RefSeq and is a predicted model, not a curated record.
GCAACAGUUCGUAAAAGUGAUCACUAUGGAUCACGCAUCUUCGGACCGUGAAUUCUUGGAUACAGUUCCAGGAGAAAUUGCUUUUUUUCGUGGGAUCAUGCAAGCGCGCCCUGUGGGGAUCAAUCGACAUUUUCACAUGUUGACAGUUCAGCAGCAUAUUAAGGACGCCACCAAGCGGAGUGUGACCGUCCCAGUGUUGUGGGACAAGCUACACGCUCUCUAUGAUCUGGAAAAGCUAGAAAAUAUGGAUGUAUCUGAAGAAGACGAAUCUCCGCCACAGAUGGAAAUACCGCUACCCAAUGAUGACAAGACACCUAACUUAUCCUCACCGGCUGUCCGAAAAGUCAUAUUCCAUCCUCAUUUUCGCGAGGAAUUUUUUCUGCCUCAGGAAGAAUACGAUUUGCUUGUUGCAGAAAGAAGACUCAAAGAGCUACCUAGCUCUGCUGAUGAAAGCACAACCAGGCCGUCAAGACGUAAUCUCCGAGGGAAGGAAAGAAACGCUGGACUGGUGUCAGGGGAUAGUGAAAGUAGUGAACUCACAGAAGGAGACGGUGACCAAGAUGCCAAGGCUGACGAGAGCAUGGACGAUCGAGGACACCCGAUCCGGCACGGCAGACAGCCUACCAAGCAGACGAGGAAAACUGCACAAGUAUCCGCGAAAGCUCGAGGAAUACCAAAGGCUGAACAUGUAAAACGAAGGAAGCGAUGGACAAGCAAACCGUGACAGCAUGCCCAAGAAACACUCCUGAAGGGGCGACAUACAAAGCUAGCGCCAUCGAGCAGAUGUUAUACAUUAAAUCUGGGGAUACGUGUAACACGGACAGCACAUAUAUAAGACUGUCUGGUGCCAUCUAUCUACCUUGACCCGCAAAGAAC